This is a messenger RNA of Penicillium cataractarum, 255 nucleotides long. RefSeq lists its product as uncharacterized. The coding region runs from base 1 to 255 and encodes 84 amino acids. NCBI's taxonomy places the organism in Eukaryota, Fungi, Ascomycota, Eurotiomycetes, Eurotiales, Aspergillaceae. The record is from RefSeq and is a predicted model, not a curated record. The transcript has a single exon.
AUGGAGAAUUCAAUGGAGACUGGACUAUUCUGGAUUUGCCUUGCUUCAAGACAUAGCUCUAUGUUUGAUGAGAUCUAUUGGAAAUUCAUUAAUACCAGGUUUUUCGGUCCCUUCACGACGAUUGAGGAGCGACUCAGUCUGCUAAGUGCAGAAGAGCUUCGAAGCAUGAACACCUUCGUUGAGGAGGAAAUGCGCCAGGCAAGCGAGGGCCGGUUGGCGUCCCAUUACAGUAUUGACGAGCUAGUUGACCUAUAA